Messenger RNA from Camelina sativa (false flax), 978 nucleotides. RefSeq names its product glutathione S-transferase T3-like. The record is from RefSeq and is a predicted model, not a curated record. Lineage: Eukaryota; Viridiplantae; Streptophyta; Magnoliopsida; Brassicales; Brassicaceae.
AUGGAUUCUAGCAAUUCAUAUAGGUUUUCUCUAAACUUUACAGACCUCUUGACUAGCCAACUAUUGGUGAAUAAUCCAGAAUCUCUUCCAUCUUUUUCUCCUCCUAUCCAAACAAGCUCAUCCCCUAUUCAAAUAAGCUCAUCACAUAUUCAAAUAAGCUCAUCACCUAUUCAAAUAAGCUCAUCAUCUAUCCUUCAGUUUAGUACACAAUUUAGUGAUGUCAAAGAGGUAGAUGAAAACUCAAGGGAAGCUAGAAUCCGAUGGACUGCCCAGGAAGAUAUUGUCUUGAUCAGUGGUUGGUUAAACACCAGCAAAGAUCCAGUCGUGGGAAAUGGGAAAAAGGGUGGUUCCUUUUGGGAGAAAAUUGCAUUCUACUAUGGAGCGAGUGAAGCAGUAGCGGGUAAACCAAAGAGAGGGGUCAGUCAAUGUAAGCAGAUGUGGAAAAAAUUCAAUGAGAUUGUCAACAAGUUUGUAGGAUGCUACAACCAAGCUUCGAGUCGGAGAACCAGUGGCCAGUCAGAAGAUAAUGUUCUCCAAAUGGCAAACCAGUUGUACGUCAAUGAUCAGAAAGUGAAGUUCUCUCUAGAGCAUGCUUGGAGGGAGCUUCACCAUGAGCAGAAGUGGUGUUCUUCUAAUGCUUUGAGAGGACAUGAAAACUCCAAAAGAACAAAGCUUGAUGUGAGUGGCACAUAUUCCUCCAGUUCAAAUACAACAUCUCAUCUUGAGGAAGAAGCUAAUCAACGCCCUCCAGGUGUUAAGGCAUCCAAAAGGAAAGCAAAUAAAAGUGGUCGUGGUACAAAAACUGAGGUUAAUUCUCUACAAAAGUUAGAGAAGGCGUGGGAGAUCAGGGAGAAAGAAAUAGCUGCGAGAGAAAGAAUUUCCAAGCAACGACUUUUAGAGAGUCUAGUUGGCAGAACUGAUCUGCCAGAGCCUAAAAUCAACCUGAGAAAGAACCUAACUGAUGAGAUGUUAGGAUAG